Dalotia coriaria is the source of this 1413-nucleotide messenger RNA. It is a transcript of the gene Rab1, whose product is annotated as RAS oncogene family member Rab1. Bases 185 to 793 code for a protein of 202 amino acids. Gene Ontology annotation, biological process: vesicle-mediated transport. Lineage: Eukaryota; Metazoa; Arthropoda; Insecta; Coleoptera; Staphylinidae. The transcript is spliced from 7 exons. Gene Ontology annotation, molecular function: GTP binding; GTPase activity. The record is from RefSeq and is a predicted model, not a curated record.
CCACUUUGGCACCGUUACGUCAAUGUUAAAAGUGAUCUGUCUUUGGUAGCCAUUGUCCUGAAUUUGCUUAUAUUUUGUGUGCGAUACAAUCACGUUUUUAACGCAACGAGUGAACGACGCACGCCCCCGUUGCAUCUGCGAAGACUUUCCACGGCUUCAGCUAUCGAACGAUACAUAAAUAAAUAUGAAUCCCGAAUACGAUUAUUUAUUUAAACUUCUGUUGAUCGGUGAUUCCGGCGUCGGCAAGUCCUGCUUACUUCUUCGGUUUGCUGAUGAUACAUACACUGAGAGCUACAUUAGUACUAUUGGGGUAGACUUUAAAAUUAGAACUAUUGACUUAGAUGGCAAAACAAUUAAACUGCAAAUUUGGGACACAGCUGGCCAAGAAAGAUUCAGGACGAUCACAUCCAGUUACUACAGGGGCGCGCACGGCAUUAUCGUAGUGUACGACUGCACGGACCAGGAUUCGUUCAACAACGUGAAGCAGUGGCUGGAGGAAAUUGAUCGCUAUGCUUGUGAUAACGUCAACAAACUGCUCGUCGGCAACAAGAGUGAUUUGACGACCAAAAAAGUCGUGGACUACACAACGGCAAAGGAGUACGCCGAGCAGUUAAAUAUUCCGUUCUUGGAGACGUCGGCAAAGAACGCCACCAACGUGGAGCAGGCCUUCAUGACGAUGGCUGCCGAGAUUAAGAACCGCGUGGGACCACCGUCUUCAGCUGCAGACCAGGCGAGCAAGGUGAAGAUCGACCAGGGCCGUCCCAUUGAAUCCACCAAGUCGGGCUGCUGCUGAAAACAACGCACUUUGCAAACGUACAUUUCCACGUCCUGUAAGGUUUACGGUGCGGUUGAAAGAAUAAUGGCACGGACUUUAAUUUUAUAUUUCAUGUAGUAGACCUUUUGAAAUACAGCAAAACAAGAAAGGACUACUACCAUUAUACCUAAUUAUUAAUAUAAUCUAACAUAAUAGUAAUCUUGUCUGUAUGUAUAAUAUUCGUUCAGAAAGAGUUUUCAUCAAUUAUUACAACUGCAUAUUAUUUUUGGAAUUCUCAACUCUUAUGUUUUUACUAUAACCACACACAUACACCUACACUGAACACGCAACACAAUCAAACAAAACAAACAAACACGGUUUUUGUAGUUGCGACAAAUCCAAAAGAUAAAAGAAUAACAACCCAGCCAGGUAUAGUUAUUUAUUCUAAAUAAAAUAUAACGAUUUGGUAAUAAGCGAAACUAGUGUCCUUAUUUAUACGGUGUUUUUGAAACAUGCAUUAGCGAGAAGGGUUGCAUUCAAUUAUAAUUUUAAUCCUUAUAUAUAUGUUUUACGAUUGUCCUUGGAUGAGUGAAUAAUGAAGAGUGCGAAAAUGUAAAUACACACCGCUUUAUAUAUUAAUAUAUUGAGUUUUCAUUGGA